Kalmanozyma brasiliensis GHG001 is the source of this 852-nucleotide messenger RNA. Its product is annotated as Mitochondrial export protein Som1. The transcript is spliced from 3 exons. The coding region runs from base 1 to 852 and encodes 283 amino acids. Gene Ontology annotation, cellular component: mitochondrial inner membrane peptidase complex. The record is from RefSeq and is a predicted model, not a curated record. Lineage: Eukaryota; Fungi; Basidiomycota; Ustilaginomycetes; Ustilaginales.
AUGAGCGCGCUAACGCUUUCUGUCAAGUCCUCGCUGACCUCGCGAGGGGCGUCGCGAGCCUUCUCCCGCUCAGCCCUCCAACGAAACGCCUCGCAGCCAGCCCCUCCUUCGACCUCGCAGAACCCGCAUGCUGCACGCGUCGCUGCUGCCUCCAGCUCCAGCUCGGGCGGCGGAGAUGCACGAUCGCGACUCGCUAAGCUUCAAGCGCAGCGACUGGAGGAGCUGAACAGAGGCAAAAGCGGUUCGUCGAGUGGAGCGGGGAGGCCUGGCAAUAAGCCGGAGCAGAAGUGGUCGAAUCGCACCCUCAUCGCGCUAGCUACGUCGGUGGGGGCGUGUACGUAUCUCAUGGGCACGUAUCAUGGAUACAAUGCUGGUAAGAAGCAUGCCGAGGAGGAACUGCAGGCUGGAGCGGCAACGCCGAGUGGUGCGCCGUUGGAAGGCGAGGGAGGUUUGCCGACGAGUGUUCCAUCGGGAGCAGGUGCUACUGUGACUGGACCGAGGAAAGGAGUGCAAGGCUCGGUGGAGAUGGGCUCGCUCUCCUCAGCAUUGUCGCAGCUGAUUCCGUUCGGGUCGAUGAGAAGCUCGAUACUCUGCGAACCGGAGAAGUCCGCACCGACACAACCAAACUGCAGGCUGGCCGAGCUCACCCAGUAUCACUGCGACCUGCACACCGACCGCGUCGUCUGUCAGCCCAUCGAUCGGAUCUUCCGCAUAUGCAAGGGCCGACCCGCGGUUGAAGUCUCGCACAUUGUCGAGUUCGAUGAUUUGGGAAAGCCGUACCUUCCAGCACACCUCUCAGAAGCAAUGCCGCCAUCGUCCCACUGGCACGAGCUGAGAUCCCCAGAUCACUGA